AUGGUGUCGCGAACGUUGACCGAAGUGUUUGUUCUUAUGCGUAAUAAUGCUAUUCACUCUCGACAAAUAUUCGCUGAGCAGUCUAACGAGUCGGAGCAUGUAAGACUCAUGAGAUCAAGUGGUCAUGACCUGGAGGCAGGUCCCGAGCCUCGUUCAGACGCUCCUCCUCCCUGGAGUGAUUCAUUAGAAGAGGCACACUACAUUAUCACUAGGUUAAGAACUAAGCUAUCCGAGCUUCAAUCCCGGCAUCAGCAUCAGUUAUCUCGGCCAGGACUGGACUCAAGCCACGAGCAGCAUAUAGAGCGUCUAUCAACAGAUAUAGCUAGACACUUCACACAAGCACAUGCAAGACUACAAGCAAUCAGGGCUCAAGUUAGACAUGGAAACAAAACCGAACAGAAGUUAGCAACUAAUGUGGUGCUAGCCCUAGUAACAAUAUUACAAGAUCUCAGUGUAACCUUCAGGACUUCUCAGUCAAACUAUCUACGGUCCCUCACUUCAAGGGAGGAGAGAUCAAACGCUUACUUCGACUUACCAAACUUUGAAGAGCUCAGUUUACAAGACAAUGACUUGAUACCGGGGCUCACAAAUAACCAGACUGACCUAUUAUUCUCAUUACCGAGCACAUCAGCCCAGAAUCAUGAUGACAUGGAUCACAUGUUCCAGAAGCCAGCGUUGAAUCAGAAACAGCUGCUAUUAAUGCAACAAGAAAAUACCAAAGCAAUAUUAGAGAGAGAGGAAGAAGUCAAUAAAAUAGUGAAAUCAAUAGUGGAUUUGAAUGAUAUCUUCAAAGAUUUGGCCAAUGUGGUACACGAGCAAGGCACUAUAUUGGAUAGAAUAGAUUAUAAUAUAGAACAAACCCAGGUUCAAGUACACGAAGGUUACAAGCAAUUACAGAAAGCUGAAAGAUAUCAACGUAAGAAUAGGAAAAUGCAGUGUAUACUUUGUCUAUCCACAGUCCUUAUAUGUCUAGUCAUACUAUUGAUCAUCGUUAAAAGCUAG
Messenger RNA from Danaus chrysippus (African queen), 1002 nucleotides. NCBI's taxonomy places the organism in Eukaryota, Metazoa, Arthropoda, Insecta, Lepidoptera, Nymphalidae. The record is from the annotation of a GenBank genome assembly.